Purpureocillium lilacinum is the source of this 1587-nucleotide messenger RNA. The record is from RefSeq and is a predicted model, not a curated record. NCBI's taxonomy places the organism in Eukaryota, Fungi, Ascomycota, Sordariomycetes, Hypocreales, Ophiocordycipitaceae.
AUGCCUGGGGCCGUCGACAACGCGCAGGCCCCGCCGGGCCGCCUGCUGCUCCUCUCCAACCGCCUGCCCAUCACCAUCAAGCGCGACGACGAUGGCAGCUACACCUUUUCCAUGUCCUCGGGCGGCCUCGUCACCGGCCUCAGCGGCCUGAGCAAGACGACGAGCUUCCAGUGGUACGGCUGGCCCGGCCUCGAGGUCCCCGAGAACGAGGUCGACCACAUGAAGAAGCGCCUCAAGGACGAGUACGGCGCCCACCCCGUCUUCAUCGACGACGAGCUCGCCGACCGCCACUACAACGGCUUCUCGAACUCCAUCCUGUGGCCCCUCUUCCACUACCACCCCGGCGAAAUCACAUUCGACGAGUCGGCCUGGAUCGCCUACCAAGAGGUCAACCGCCUCUUCGCCAAGACCGUCAUCAAGGACGUCCAGGACGGCGACCUCAUCUGGGUCCACGACUACCACCUCAUGCUGCUCCCGCAGAUGCUGCGCGACGAGAUUGGCGACUCCAAGAAGAACGUCAAGAUUGGCUUCUUCCUCCACACGCCUUUCCCCAGCAGCGAAAUCUACCGAAUCCUGCCCGUCCGCAAGGAGCUGCUUGCCGGCCUGCUCGACUGCGACCUGAUUGGCUUCCAUACCUUUGAUUAUGCGCGACACUUUCUGAGCAGUUGCUCGCGCAUCCUGGGGUGCUCCACCACGCCCAACGGCGUCGACUGGAACGGGCGCUUCGUUACCAUCGGCGCGUUCCCCAUCGGCAUCGACCCCGACAAGUUUGUCGAGGGGCUCAAGAAGCCCAAGGUGCAAGAGCGGAUCGCGGCCCUCAGCCGCAAGUUUGAGGGCGUCAAGCUGAUAGUCGGCGUCGACCGCCUCGACUACAUCAAGGGCGUCCCGCAGAAGCUGCACGCGCUCGAGGUCUUCCUCACCGAGCACCCGGAGUGGAUCGGCAAGAUUGUCCUGGUCCAGGUCGCCGUGCCCUCGCGGCAAGACGUCGAAGAGUAUCAGAACCUGCGCGCCGUCGUCAACGAGCUCGUCGGCCGCAUCAACGGCAAGUUUGGCACCAUCGAGUUCAUGCCCAUCCACUUCCUGCACCAGUCGGUCAGCUUCGACGAGCUCACGGCCCUGUACGCCGUCUCGGACGUGUGCCUCGUGUCGUCGACGCGCGACGGCAUGAACCUCGUCUCGUACGAGUACAUCGCCACGCAGCAGGACAACCACGGCGUCAUGAUCCUCAGCGAGUUCACCGGCGCCGCCCAGUCCCUCAACGGCAGCCUCAUCGUCAACCCCUGGAACACGGAGGAGCUCGCCAACGCCAUCCACGACGCCGUCACCAUGAGCCCCGAGCAGCGCGCCGCAAACUACCGCAAGCUGCAGCGCUACGUCUUCAAGUACACGAGCGCCUGGUGGGGCGCCAGCUUCGUCAGCGAGAUGGUCCGCCUCAGCGCCGACAGCGCCAAGCCCAAGACGCUGCGCAACGUGUCGGGCGCCGUCGUCGGUGCCGCCGCGCAAAAGAUUCAGCAGGCGGCCGACGCCGUCGAAAAGGCCGUCGUCGGCGACACAAAGGACGACGACGAGUCUGUGCCUCCGAAAUGA